AUGAUGGUCACCGGCGUCGCAGCCAAGACCAUCACCAGCCAAAUGAGAGCAACCCGUCCGUCCGCUACGUUGACGUCCGCAUUCCCUGUUGUCGCUUCUCCCGCUUCGCAUAUUGCCUCGUCUGCCACUCCGCCUGGUGAUGACCGUCGCGACAACACCGCACUUGUUCACACGGCGCAGAAUGUCGCACCCGCGAUCCCUUCGGGAUCAGAGCUUCUAAGCUUGACAGAGAUCCUCAUUGAUCGCGCUAACGUCAACCUCGACGACCCCCGUCACAGGAUUAGCAUUAUGACCUUGCAGAACGCUAUUAACAGGCAGGACGAAGAGGUCCGCCGCCUGAGAGCAGAUAUUCAGCGUCGUGCUUGGGAAUACGACGCGCUCAAGCUUGCUUCUAUGGCGAUCCCGGAGAGGGAAGUCGAGUUGGAGAAUCGCGCCGAGACUCUCGAUCUGGAGAACCGGCAGCUUCGAUGGGCGAAUCGCCAACUCCAGCAAUUGGGCCCGUUUGUUGAGAGGCAGAAUAUGCAGAUCGAGCAGAAGUCGUGGCACAUCCAAGAGCAAGACGAGAAUCGUAAGGAAAUAGAAGAAGAUAAUGAGAAGCUGGAGAAGGAAAUCGAAGAUCUUCAGGGUCAAGUCGAAGAUCUUGAGGGUCAAGUCGAAGAUCUCAAGAAGCGACUCGAGGAAGAGAAGGCGGGCAGGCAGAAAGACAAGGAGAACUGCACUCAGCAGUUGCCCAAGUUUAAGCAGUCCACACAUCCCACCGACAUGCCGAGCAUCAACCCUUUUCAUCCGAGGAGCAGAAUCUUCGAAUCCAGCGUUUCGCCGCAACCCACUACUCAAGCUACUCCCGUCACUGCGUCUCGCUCAGAGCGAGACGCGGCAUUGCCUGAUCGUCGAAGGAGCUUAAUGGCUCGCGCUGCCGAGUACACCACGACGCCACCUACUCGACCCAGUAGCACGGUGCCCCGCCUGCCCGAUCGACGCUACGCCCGUGACCGCAGCAUGUCACCGCUUCGUAGCCCCCCUCAACGUGACUUUCGAGAGGCUCGCGCGCCCUCUCCUCCUCCAGUCUCACGCCGCCGCUUCCUCACCGAGACUAUCCGCCAUCGCCCUGAGGAUGCGAUUGCUAAUCCCAACCGCGACAGCCCGUCGGUUACCCUUUCAAGAUACCCGCGCAGGAUUGCACCUAGCUUGAACGACGACACAUUCGCGGCAACCACUGUCUCGUUACAACCACCUCACGCGCAAUGA
Messenger RNA from Lasiodiplodia theobromae, 1248 nucleotides. RefSeq lists its product as uncharacterized. NCBI's taxonomy places the organism in Eukaryota, Fungi, Ascomycota, Dothideomycetes, Botryosphaeriales, Botryosphaeriaceae. The coding region runs from base 1 to 1248 and encodes 415 amino acids. The transcript is spliced from 3 exons. The record is from RefSeq and is a predicted model, not a curated record.